Nicotiana attenuata is the source of this 672-nucleotide messenger RNA. RefSeq lists its product as uncharacterized. The transcript is spliced from 2 exons. Bases 1 to 672 code for a protein of 223 amino acids. Lineage: Eukaryota; Viridiplantae; Streptophyta; Magnoliopsida; Solanales; Solanaceae. The record is from RefSeq and is a predicted model, not a curated record.
AUGCUCCCUGCUGAUACAGAAAGAAAUCCAAAAGAGACAAUAAAUGCAGUGUCUUUGAGGAGUGGGCACGAAUUGGAGGAUCCCAUAGCAAAUCAAAAGGAUGAGUCGAUUGAAAGACAUGCGGAGAUUGAGGAAGAGCAGAAAAAUUAUGACAUUCAAAGAGGUGCAGGGAUGGUAGAGGAUGAUCUCAAGAAGAAGGGGAAGAUUAGAGCUCAGAAAAAUAAGAAAAAUGAUAAUUCAACAAAUAAUGAGACUAAAAAGAGCAAAUAUAUGUCAGUGCUUUCUCAGAUGCCCGCUUAUGCUAAAUUCAUGAAGGAGAUAUUGUCCAAUGAGAGGAAAGCGGAAGAGACAUCGGUUGUCAAGCUGACAGAGCAGUGUAGUGCCAUCUUGCAGAAUAAGCUCCCUAAAAAAUGUGGAGAUCUAGGGAGUUUUACUAUACCUUUCUCUUUAGGAAGUACUAAAAUUAAAAAAUCUUUGUGUGAUUCAGGUGCUUCUAUUAAUCUUAUGCCUUUGUCUAUUUUUAGGAAACUAGAAGGUGAGCUAGGAGUGAUCGAAUCGAUACAUGUGUCCUUGCAGCUGGUGGAUCAGACCACAAUCAUACCUGAAGGGAUAAUGGAAGACGUGCUGAUUUGGGUAGACAAAUUUGUGUUCUGGUGGACUUCAUUGUGGUGA